Symbiodinium sp. CCMP2456 is the source of this 981-nucleotide messenger RNA. Lineage: Eukaryota; Dinophyceae; Suessiales; Symbiodiniaceae. The record is from the annotation of a GenBank genome assembly.
AUGGCCUCCCGGAUGAUUCUCUUCGCUUGCAUUAACUAUGUGGCCGUAAAGGAUGCUGCGCCACAGAUACUGCUGCAAAUGAAAGCAACAGGCAUGCAUUGCAGAGAUCGCCUCAUGACCGAAGCACCGGAUACACUUCGUAGGCGCGGAUUGCCGUGCCACAUGCCUUCAGAAUACCGCUCAGGUGCUGAUUGGGAUACCUUAGUAAACGCAUACAUGAUUCGGAGCGCACAGAUACAACUGCUUACUGCGUUCGCAACUAACACAUCAAUGCAUCAUGCUUUACAGUGGGUACCGUGCAUCCUUCAGCACCGCUUUGCUGACCAGCAAUCAACACUCCAUGAUAUCAUCGAGCUGCCCGGUCCCAAGUCCGGGGGCGGGAUGAUUCCCGCCGAAGUGAGGGUUUCCUGGGGAGGCGCGACCCAGGAGAGAGCCAUAUGUGCUCCCAGGCAAGUAGCUCAAGAUGCGAAGCCUAGCGUCAGACAGGUGACAUCGAGAGGCUUCGGCCAAGGGUUGGCUGAACAUGCCACCGUGCACACCACUCGUAACACAUACAUCCUCAACGAGGCCUGCGCGCAGAGCUCACUAGCUAAUCACGGGUUAGGCCCGAGCAAGGCAACAAGCACCGUAGAAGACUGCGCAGAUGCCUCACGCUCAGCUCUCCUAUGGCUCCUGCUGUUGAUCAUUGGCCCACCCAGGUCUCCGGCGUACAUCUUCCAGAAGCUCUAUAUCGGCACGAGGCGACUUCAACACGGACCUUCCGCAGAGGCCGGGCUACGUGCAAACGUCUUGGUAAGACACAGCCUGGUCGCCCUGAAUGCCAGCCUGCCUUGGCAGCCAACCUUUACAGGUCCAGUGAGGUUGAGAUCAGGUCGCCACAUGAUUUGCACCGCAGCGGGACGUAUCAUAGGACGCGCGGAUAAUCACCAAACGGCAUCCGCCCUCUUCGGUGGUUAUGCCGAAGCUUGCUCUGAGGCCUGA